Messenger RNA from Fusarium musae, 3030 nucleotides. RefSeq lists its product as uncharacterized. Gene Ontology annotation, biological process: protein localization to ciliary inversin compartment; proteolysis. The record is from RefSeq and is a predicted model, not a curated record. The transcript is spliced from 5 exons. NCBI's taxonomy places the organism in Eukaryota, Fungi, Ascomycota, Sordariomycetes, Hypocreales, Nectriaceae. Gene Ontology annotation, molecular function: serine-type endopeptidase activity; protein binding. Bases 1 to 3030 code for a protein of 1009 amino acids. Gene Ontology annotation, cellular component: ciliary inversin compartment.
AUGACAAAAGUGGCAUUUACAACAGACGUCAAAGGCGUCGUUAGCGAUGAUGACGAUGAGGACUACGAGAACGAUGAUGUUGAGGAGGAGCCGGCCAAGAUCCCCAACCACGAUGAGGUGCUCUUCGCCUUUGAGAGCAUCACGAAUGAGGCUCGCAAUAAGAAGCUGAACUUGGGUAAGAGAGAGAGUCGCGAGAGCUUCUUACAAAAGUAUGGGCAUUUUCUCUCCAGAUCGACAAAAGACUCAAAUCAGACACUCCUCCAUAUGAUUGCCAACACAGUGGGACACAAAUCUUUGACUCGAUGUGUUAUCAAAUUCGACAAGACUUUGCUAAACCGCGUGGACGACUCAAGCAAGACUCCUCUGCAUAUCGCUAUCGCCAAAAAGAACCAUGCGUUUAUCGAAGUGGUCCUGGAUGAGAAGAAGGCGAUCGAUGACCUUGAUUCACUGCUCCGCAUUACUUGUGAGCACAGGAGGAACUGUAUUCACACAGCGAUCUAUCACAACCUCCAACCUCAGUAUACCACAAAAUUGGUUAAACGAUCAUCGGAAGAGACACUAAAGGCCCAAGAUCAAAGUGGCUUGACCCCUCUUCAUUUGGCUGUCGAUUAUAAGUAUGCAUCAGAAGGACAGUUGAGGAUUGUCGAGGCACUUCUUGCUCAUGGGGGCAGUGCUUUGGAUGAGUAUACCAAAGAGCCUCAAAACCUAUCCGUCUAUGAAUAUCAAGACUAUACACAGCGUCUCUGGCGGAAACAAUUCGAUGUACCACUUUCCGCUCGUGUCGGGGAAAGAAAGCAGGACGAAUCAAGGGACGAGCCACAAGGCCAAGAGAGCGAACACGCCGGAACAAGGACCAAAGGGGGGCUGGAGCAUGUUGGUGGGAGAAACCGCAUCUCUCAGCAAGGCAAAGACGGCCACGGAGGGCUACAUCGAACGCCUGAUAACCCCCAUGCACCAAGAUCAGAGCAGACAGAACCUCGCACUUCUAGUGAAAGUGUGCGCCAUGCAGCCGUGAACAGAAAUUCACCUAUCGAAGCACCUGAGGGCUUCAAGCCUUUACAGAGACGACAAACGAAUAUGGAUGACCAACUUGUGAAGCAGGCCCAAGAAGAGAAACGCAAGAGCGAAUACGCAGAAAAGAUCCGCCAGGCGGUCAAACUACACUAUCUUCGGACUACUCUGACGAUUAAUUCGAAGCCUGCUAGUAGGGACCAGCUCAAAGCGGUCAAGUUUCUACAUGGCGCGAAUCUAAACAACAUUAACCUGUGCUUCGACUACUCUGAGGCACCGCCGGAGAUCUAUGAGGAUUCCUUCAAGCAAAGUUAUGACCACAUCAACUUUGAUCAAGUUCUGCGCUACGUUUCAUUCCGAAGGAUCGAGCUCCAGAAACCUCCAGUAUCGGUUGUAAAAGCGAGGCUAACAAGGAACCGAGGGCAGACGUCAAAUCAGGGGCGCGGUAGGGAUGACUUGACUGUUUUCUUCAACUGGCUCAAGGGGAAGGGAGUCAAGCAUAUCCUCAAAGUGAUGGUGGAUGACCUGAGAGAUCCAUCGCAUAGCGACAAGGCCCUCGAGGAUUGCCUACGACCUUUCGAGGUGGAGAUUCUCGACUGGACGAAAGUCGACUUGUGUCCGGAGACUAUCUUGACCGCUUGCCGAAAUGUCAGGCAGCUCUAUUUGCGAUGGAGCGGUAAUAGAGCAGUCCUACGGGCAUGGAGUGAGCCUGAAGGGCUAGCGAAGUUGGAAAACCUAGAGGCAGUACAUCUGGUAUACAGCGAAGAUCAGGCGUUGGAGUCGGCAGAUCGCAUCACCAUGUACGUGAAUCAUUUCGAGGAGCGACUGAACGAGUCAGCAGCCGCAAACCCAAAAGAGAGUGUUUCAACAGAUGGAGACGAUGCUGAACAAGCAAGACGUAUACUCGUCUUCAGGUGCAAGGCAGACGUCCCAGGAAGUGAACGCAUCGUCCGAGAGGGCGCGUCAAAGGCUCAAAGCGGCAUCAACGAGAUGAGUCUACAGUCUAACAGAUGGUUAAACUGUAUGGACAAAUUCGCCGACGAACUACAAAACACUUGCUCCGAAUUUGUCAAGCCUCAGAAUGGCAUCAAGGUCGCCCUUAUCGACGAUGGUGCUGACCCAUAUGUUGAGUCUCUUCGGGGUAAGAUCUGGGGCGGAGAGACGUUUAGCAGAGGUUUCCCGCAUGAGAAUGGCCCAAGCCCUUACUAUAGGUCUACCAAGGGCCAUGGAACUGUGAUGGCGGAUAUGAUUUGCAGGCUUGAGACGCAGACGAGUCUCAACUUGGCGACACAGACUCAAGGUAAGGAGUACAUUGCGGCAGAAAGCGCGGCUUUGGCUGUGAGAGCGGCGAUAGACCAGAAGGUAGAUAUCAUCUCAAUGUCCUGGACGGUCAAAGAAACAGUCGAGAAUCGCGAUGGCGUAAACACUUUCCGCCAAGCCAUAAAGGACGCCCUUGACGCUGGAAUACUCCUCUUCUGCGCCGCAGCCGACACUGGCGCCAUCACUGAAGUAGAGUACCCAUGGUCUUUCGACCGCCAGCGCAUCUUCCGCAUCGGCGCUGCCACUGCAGAUGGUCGUGUAUGGGGCCCAACAGGCAAUCCUCAGAAUUUGAGUUUCAUAUUACCCGGCCACAAGGUAGUGUCGCGAAAUCCGCACCGCGAGGGGGCGUUACCGGAUGACUUUGAGGAACGCACCGGUUCAUCCGUGGCUACGGCUUUGGCAGCUGGUCUAGCAGCACUCAUAUUGCAUUGCGUCAACCUUGCUGUUGUUCAUGGAAAGGAACAUCCGUCUACCACGGCUGUCAGCGCCGAAGACCUGGAGAGACUUGCGAAUCACGAUGAUAUGUACAAUGUGCUUCGUGGAAUAGGGUUGGAUGAGGGGCAGCAGCGGUUUAUUGAGGUGUGGCGACGGUUUGAUCGGCCAGCCAAGGAGCUUAAGGAGCCGAUGAGUGAUAAGAUGGAUGCACUUGGGAUUGUGGCCAGACUGGCUCGAGAUCUUGUUCCUAGUGGGAGUAGCUAG